Molecule: messenger RNA, 5411 nt
Organism: Brassicogethes aeneus
Lineage: Eukaryota; Metazoa; Arthropoda; Insecta; Coleoptera; Nitidulidae
Source: the annotation of a GenBank genome assembly
UUUGACCUCUAAUUUUGCUGAACUGUACAUUGUAUUUUCUAUUUAAGCUUGGAAACAAACUUUAAAAUGUUACACUUCUCUGACUUUUGCCUCAGAUUAUUGUGUCCAAAAUGUUUCUUAAAUUUUGUGCGUGUUUUCUUGUUGGGUUCGCUGUAGCCUCGAACCCAGGCUGGAGAGAUGACAACGAAUACACCUACACAAUCCAAGGAAGAACCGUAGCUGGUUUACAAGAUGUCAGCGAUCAACAUUCCGGUAUUUUGCUUAGAGCUAAACUGACCGUACGACCGGUGUCAGAUGAAAAUCUGAUGGCGAAAAUAAGCAAUGCUAAAUAUUCCCAAAUCCACACUAAAAUGCCUGAAGGUUGGAACAGCUAUAUCCCCGACUCCCAAUUGGAAUGGAAAACCCUGGAUAUCAGCGAAAAGUAUUUCAAAAUCGUGAUGACCAACGGUGUGGUGCAGGAUGUGAUAGUCGACCAAGAAAUCUCCAACUGGGAGUCCAAUGUAAUCAGAAGUAUUGUGAGUCAAUUCCAACUCGACACUAAAGCCCAAAACAUCAUUCCCAGCCCAGUCAACACUCUUCCCGAUGGUAAUAGCAACACAGCUACCUUUAAAACCAUGGAGGAUACAGUAACUGGUAACACAGAAACUUUGUACGACAUCCACUUGCUUCCAGAAUACGUUCUCCAAAAUAAGCCAUGGUUGGCCCAAAAAUACGAUCAAAAAUCCAACGAGCAAGUCAUCGAGAUCGUGAAACACAAAAACUACACCAACGGUGCCGAAAGGCCUUCCUAUCACUUCGGUUUGUUCAACAUGGGUUAUAUGGAGCCCACCUCCAACACAAUGGGCCAAUUCUUCACAAGAUCGUCACUAAGCAGAGUUAUUAUUACCGGAAGUCUUAAUCGCUUCACCAUUCAAAACAGUUUUACUGUGAAUAAGCUGGUUAUGAGACCCACUUUAGUCGACGAUCAAAAGGGCUCCGUUGUGAGCAUGAUGAACAUAACUUUGACAGAGAUCGAGAAAAAAUCCGAAAAACCACAAGACGUUAAGCACCCAAUUUCCCUUGGUAAUUUGGUGUACAGAUACAACAAACCCUAUGGUGAUAACAAAGUGCGCUCAGCUAACCAAUUCGAUCACCAAGAAGAAGAAUUAAUAACCAGUGAGGAAUCUUUGUUAAACCAAGGUAGAUUCCGCAGAAACAGCGAGUUAAGUCAAAAACUAUUCAACGAUUUAAUCUACGCGUCUCUUCGCGAAAGAUACGCUCAAGUACAAGAAAACAACGAUCUUCAUCUUGCCCCAGAAGCUCCACUAUUGCCUUACACCAUGGCUUUUAAGGGAUCCAGCAUCAAACAAGAUAAAAACUUUAAUAUCGUCGAAACUGCACGUAAACUGAGUCGCGAUAUCGGCCAUGACGUUCAAAAUCCAGAAGCUAUGCUUGAAGAAGAUACACUGGCUAAAUUUACAACCCUUGCUUCUUUGUGUCGCGUUAUGGAUGCCGAGGAGUUGAGAGAAGUCGCCGACGAAGUAUACAGUAAAGAAGAAACUGGUCCUAGACAUGGUGCUUGGGUGGCUUUCAGGGACGCUCUGGCAGAAACUGGCACAGGACCUGCUUUAUUGACCGUUCAAAAAUUGAUUCAAUCAGGCAAAUUGCAAGGCGAUGAAGCUAUGAAUGUCAUCAGUACCAUGGCCUUGGCGGUUCGUGAACCAACUUUGGAAUACAUGCGUACCUUUUACACCAUCUGCCAAGAAAGUCAAGGUGAAUUACGCGAGUCUGCCCUCUUAUCCUUUACAAACCUUCUACGUAAAGUAUUCGUAAGUAAAAACCAGUCUCACAACAAAUACCCCGUGCAUAGCUUUGGCUCUUUCCGCACCGAAGAAGGUAAACUUUUCACCACCAAAACCGUCAUUCCUAACCUUCAAGAACAACUCAACAAAGCCAUCCAGAAAGGUAAUUCCCACGAAAUCCUCAUCUUAACCCGUGCUAUCGGCAACAUCGGUCACCGCGAUAUUCUUCAAGUGUUUGAACCUUACCUCGAAGGUCACAAGCAAUGCUCGCAAUUCCAACGUUUAUGGAUGGUCGUAGCUUUGGACAAGCUUGUCAAAAUUGAUGCUGUGCGCGCCAGGUCCGUCCUUUACAAAAUUUAUCAAAACAUGGGCGAAACUCCAGAAAUCAGAGCGACCGCCGUCUUUCAAAUUAUGCGCACUGCUCCUCCAGCCAACUUACUGCAACGUAUGGCCGAAUACACCAAUAUUGACACCUCCAAGAUGGUUAAUGCUGCCGUUAAAUCUUCCAUUGAGCAUGCUGCUUCUCUACAUGGAAAAGAAUUUGAACAACUAAGAGACGGUGCCAAAUCAGCGAUGGGUCUUCUUAGCAGAGAAGAUUUUAGCCUCCAUCAAGCCGGAAACCACAUCCGCACCUUCGUUUUUGAAGAACUCAACAUGCUCUACAAAAAUACGUUGCAAUACGUAGGCGAUAAAAACUCUUGGUUCCCAAAAAUGUUGAAAUUCGCUUUCCGCUCCAGCAAUGCCGGCAUUAGGCGGCAAUGGGCUGUUGUUAAUGCUUUGGUAUCCAGCGUUGAUGAAUUAUGGAAUGUUGUAGAGCAAGGAACUGAGGAAUACAAAAAAUCGCGCCAAUCUUUAAACAAUGGAAAGAAGAAUCAAUGGUCGAGUGCCAAUAUUGCAAGAUUGUUGAAUUUGAAAGCUGACGAACGGGAACAACUCGAAGGUUUGUUGAACAUUGAGAUUGGAUCCUUGCAAAAGUUGAUUACUUUUGACAAUAAAACAUUGGAGCACUUGCCCAGCUUGAUUAAGGCUUUGGAACAACAGUACGAAGAAGGAAAAACUUUCCGCACAACUAAAUUCUCCAACAGAGAUGAGAUUGCUUUCUCAUUCCCCACUGAAAUGGGUUUCCCAUUCUUGUACACCUACGAUAAACCCACGUUAGUGAGUGUAAGGGGGGUAUCACAAGCAUCAAGCAAACCUAAAAUUGUAAACGACAAACAUAUUAGAUUGCCCGAAUCAGUGACCGGCAAAGUUGAUUUGCACCUUGUUGUUUCCACCAAGAUCAAGGGAAAAUUGUCUUUCAUCACUCCAUUUGACCACGAGCAAUACAGCGCUGGCUACGAUAGAGUAUACCAAGUAAAUAUUCCACUACGUGCCAAAAUGGAUUUGGACGUUAAGGAGCAACAAGUCAAAUUCGAAGUGGAACCAUUAAAGACCGACUACGAAAAAGUUUAUCUCUUUCACGUAAGUUCCUGGCCUUAUACAUCUGUACACAACAUCAUGAGUCCAUUGCCAUUAUCUCGCACCAACCGCCAAAUAAUGCAGAACGAACAAAGAAACAUUGACACAAUUUUCGGCAAAAAGUCCACCGGGAUGGCAUUACAUCUAAAAGGCAACUACGAAAAUAUGCCAGAUUUAACUUGGUUUAACAUCCUGCAAAAAGCCAUGCAAGGACAAUGCGCUUUCCUCCAAAACCAAAUGCAACACGCCAUAUAUGACAUAACCUAUAUCCCCAAAGAAUCCUCCACCAAAAAACUCGCCAUCCACUUUGGAACUCAACACAAAUACAAAUCCAAGAACAACGACGAUAAACACGAUUUAAGUCACUUAUAUAACAGCCCGCAUCAAUCCAUGGCACGCGAACAGGAUUUCGAACGCAAAUCUGGAUCAAGCAUGCGCAAUGCUGACAUCGCUUCCUACGACGCCACCUUCGAUUUUCAAGGCCACGAUAACUUCAAGUACACAUUCACCGGAGCCGUUGCGAAGAGCAACGUCGAUCCAACCUCCAGAGUGUUGUUCUACUUCAAAAAAUACUCCAACAGUCAGGACAAACACCCCUACCAGUUCGCCAUAAGCGCCAAAAUGCACAUUCCAAACAAAAACGAGUUGAGCGUUGAGGAUGCCCUUAAAAACGAACCAAACGCCAACGCGCAAGUUUACAUGGCGUUUGGUCGCGAAUAUCAAACCUCACCGAAAAUCAAAGCUGAAAUUGAAUUUAGCAGAAAUCCAAGCACCAAGCAGAACAUCAUCAAGCAUCCCACCUACCAGAAAUGCAAAGAAGAGAUGGCUGCCGGGAACAAGCAGCUCCACGCAUGCGCCGAAUUGACCAAGUGGGCCAACAGAAUGGAUGUUAUGCGUGUAAAAUUGCACCACCAUAAUGUAAAUGAGGAGCUUUCUACAUUAACCAGAAGUUUGUACGAUGUGUUGCGGUUUAACUACGAAUCCAUGGUGCAGAUUGAGCAGUUGGAAAAAGAUCACGCUGAAGAGUUCUUGUACGAGUUCAGGGCUAACCCAGAUUGGAGAUCAGUUAAUGCUUCAUUAAAAAUGCAAGGUCAACAUAUCACCGUUGAUGAUGUCAAAGUAAACCUAGGCUAUUUAGUGAAACAACACGAAGUCACUUGCUUGGUUGAUGAAACCGCUAUUAAAACUUUCAAUGACAAAAUUCAUGAUAGCACCAUGGACGAAAAGUGGACCGUAUUGUUCCAAUACGUACCACAAAGGGCUAGGAAUCAAAAGCACAGGCUUUCAGUUGAAGAACAAUUAAGAAACGAAAUGGAAAAUUUCGUCGUGCUCGGGCGCCAAGUCGACAAAACCCGCAAAGAAGUCAAAAUCACAUUCAACACACCUGAAACCCAAGGCGAAACAGUCGAAGUCAACAUGAAAACUACUGGGCACUCUGUCAAGGUUAUCGUUGACGGACAAGAAGUUAAAAUUACCGAUGAUGAAAGCUACGAUGUCAAACACGGUUUGAUGGAGGUAUACAUGUUGAACAACGGAGAAAUCAAAAUGGUGAUUAAAAACCGCUUUGCUGUUAUCUUUGAUGGUUCCAGAGUUAAAAUUACCAUGAUCAACUUGAAGUUCAGCAGCUCCAUCAGAGGAAUCUGCGGUCAGUACGAAGAAAACCUCGAUAAAGAUCAAAUCACAAGCGAAAAAUGCGUACACAGAGAUUUCAACAAAUUAAUCGAAAGCUACAGGGUUGAAGAAGGCAAACAACGCAACUCCAUCCAAGACCGCCAACACUGCUCCGACAUCCACGAGGUCCUCUACGCUAACGUCAUCUCCAACAUCGACGCCGGCAGAAACGAAAAGUACGACACACAGCUGGGCAAGCUGCCAAAACUCUGCUCCAUCCACCAAACCCGCUACAUCGAGGAAGAAGAACAAAUCUGCUUCACAAGGCGUCCAUUCCCAGUCUGCAAAUGCCAACAACGCGGCUCAUUGAACAAACAAGUGUCCGUACACUGCGUGCCAAAAAGUCAGGUCACCAACAUGUGGAAACAACAAAUCGCCGAAGGAUUAAGUCCCAGCUUCGAAAAUAAACCGGAAAGCAAGUUGAUGCAAAUUGCCCUACCCCAAUCUUGCUCUUUGUAAUGAAUUUGCCGUUUUACUUUCAAUAAAAUAAAACUAAUGUUA